Molecule: messenger RNA, 2004 nt
Organism: Vanderwaltozyma polyspora DSM 70294
Lineage: Eukaryota; Fungi; Ascomycota; Saccharomycetes; Saccharomycetales; Saccharomycetaceae
Exons: 1
Coding region: 1-2004 (667 amino acids)
Source: RefSeq, a predicted model, not a curated record
AUGAAUAAUUCGAAAUCAGAUACAGAUCAAAAGAGUUUUGAUGCUACCUAUACUGAAAAUGAAUUUAGCUCAUCAAUUCCCCUUUCUGAAUUGACAUCAGCAGGAGUGACGAUAGUUGAUGGGGAGGAUCAUAGGGAAGAAUGGGAAAUGUUAAAAGAGGGGAAUUCUAUAAAGAGAUUUUUUCAUAGGGUUUGGAAUGGUCCAAUUGAACCAAAAGAUGAACCACCAUCAUUCCCAAUGAGAUGGCCCUGGUUAAAGGCUAUUGAAGAAUUCCCUUCUAAGUCUUUUGGCAAAGAAUUUCCAAGCAACACAAGGGAUUAUAUUUUCCUUACAUUAUUUUGUUCCAUAUGGCUAACUAUACUCUAUUCUAUUUUGCAUCCCUAUUUGUUUAUUGGACCUUACUUUUAUCAAAAUACCGGUGAACAAAAGAUACCAAUUGUACAUCUAGCUUGUAAUUCAUAUAUGAGGAACUGGCGGGGAAAGAAUAAUGCUUGUGGACUAAAUGGUGCUAACUGUAGUCCCUUUGAAGACAAGGAAUUCUUUAUCCGUUGUCCAGCAUUGUGUGAUCAAGGCGGCACAUUAUAUUCGACUACAGUUGUUGGAGGUGACAGAAUAAAAUAUCAAGGGUAUAGAAUAGGUGGAGGUAAAUCAGAUAAUAAAGAUGAUUCAGGUACAUUAUCUUAUCCCUAUAGAGCAGACUCUUUCCCAUGUAAUGCAGGUGUACAUGCAGGCGUCAUUUCACCAUUUGUGGGCGGUUGCGCUAAGGUUAAGAUGUCAGGCUCUCAACUCUCUUUUCCUUCGAGAAAUGGCCAGCAUGGUACUGGCUUUUCGAUUUCAUUUGAUAGUUUUUUCCCAAGUUCCUAUACGUUUGCUGAUUUCAAACAUGGAGUUGCUACGGGUUGUUAUGAUCCUCGGUUUUUGAUAGCAGGUAUCAAUAUUUUAUUUGGAGGGAUAUCAUUUUAUUUUUCCAAGGGUUUAGUUGGAUAUUGGAUAGUUACAAUAAUCAGCCAUUGGACCAUCAUCCUCUCAAUGGACCCUCCGCUGUUGAUAGACCCACAUGAUAACACAACUGCAUACGAAUUGAUUAGUAUUGGCUUUCAAAGACUACUGCCAUUAUGUUUCGUGUUAUAUGUAGUUUGGAAAUUUGCAGUAAAACGUACAUUAGAAGAUGGAUCCCCAGUGGCUAAGAUUAUUUUAUGGUAUCCAACAUUUUGGGUUGGUGCUUUGAACAAUAUCACUUUUGAUAGAUUGCCAAUUGAUAGAUUAUAUUGGAAGAGUAUCAAAGAGCAAGCUGGUGCAUAUACUGCUCUGACAGGGCUGGGAUGCCUGAUUCUAGUUAGUACUAUCAUACAAGUUUAUUCGUUAUGGAAAUCAGGAAGAUUUAGAAAAUAUUUCAGAAUAUACAUUGCCAUGAUUGGGGGUGUAGUUUUUCUAGCGCUUAUCCCAGGCUUAAGCCUUAGAUUACAUCACUAUAUCAUUGGUCUUCUACUACUGCCUGGAUGUGCCACCAGAGGCUCUUCUGCAUACUUGUUUCAAGGUGUACUAAUUGGGCUAGUAAUUUCAGGAAUAUCAAGAUGGGAUUUUGCAAGCAUCGAAGAAACUGAUACUCAAUUAUUGAGAAAUGAGGCCGGUGCUUCCUUAAUUCCACCAACAUUUAUUUUUGAAAAUAGUACCUCUCAUAUGUUAUCCUGGAAUACUACCUAUGAAGAGUAUGAAUCAGAGUUCGCCGUAGCUAUCGACGGUUACUCUUUAUUAUUAAAUGAUAUCGAAGUAUAUGUGGGAACAAAUACUACUGUUGACUUAGAUACAAUAUUUGCAGGAGAAGAAAUCUCUCAAAUGUUACAAGAUUCAAUGGACUUCCAUAACGGUACAACUGACCUAUUUCUAAGAAUUGCCAGAGCGUCCACUAAGAUUCCACAAGAAUAUCAUGGAGACUACUCUAAUCCUGCUAAAUUAAAAUGGCCAGAAGGUAUCUGGCAUGAUCCUAAACCUGGAGUCUCCUGA